AGUAAACCAGGACUAAACCAGAACUAAACCAGGACUAAACCAGAACUUAACCAGGACUAAACCAGGACUCACUGUCGAAAUGUGCUCGGAGGUCCUUCCGUGUAGCCCCGAGUGUCCGCGGGCGAAAGGACCGGUGCAGAGCUUGGAGAAGAGGUACAUGCAGCCGUCGCGUUUUUCGGACACCUGCUCCGCGGGGCUCAGGGUUCGCUAUCUCUCUCUCUCUCCAAGAUUAGACCUGGUUUAGACCUGAUUUAGUCUGGGUUUAGUCAUGGUUUAGACCUGGUUUAGACCUGAAUUAGUCCUGACCCGCCCUUAAAAUUCCAGAACGUUAAAACUCGCCCGUUUCAGCAGAAGGUGAAGUCUGUCCACACCUACGAGAUCUGAAGGAGGAACGUCAACAACAUGCUCAGCUGAAAGACUCCCAUUCAGAGCUCCUCAAAGCUGUCACCGAGCUCAACCAAGAGAAGGUGAAUUUGAAGGAGGAGCUCGAAACGUUGACAAGAGUCGGUUCCUCAGGCCCUCGGAAAUUUUUUUUGAAAUCUUAUAAGAAGCUCAUGUCCGAAGAUCUGAAAAGUGUGGAGAACAGGUUAUCGGAGGAGCUUAGAGAGACAGAGAGACAACGACAGAGGAACACAGAACUGUUGGAGAAGAUGGAGAUUCUCUGUGAUGAACAUGAAAAGAUCAAACAGGAGAGAGCACAUCUGCAAGAGCAAAUCCAGCAGAUGCGUGAAGAGCUGCAGAAAGCCCAUGCCGAGCUGGAGAGCUCCACGAAGACAUUAGCAGAGGAGCAGAGGAGAAACCAACUUCUCACACGACUGAAGGACAAAUACGAACUCCACGACGAAGAAGAAGAAGAGAACGAGAGCGUGAGAGGAGAGGAAGAGAAGACGAAGGAGGAGUACGGGACAAACUAG
Boleophthalmus pectinirostris (great blue-spotted mudskipper) is the source of this 914-nucleotide messenger RNA. Its product is annotated as putative golgin subfamily A member 6-like protein 19. The record is from RefSeq and is a predicted model, not a curated record. Lineage: Eukaryota; Metazoa; Chordata; Actinopteri; Gobiiformes; Gobiidae. The transcript has a single exon. The coding region runs from base 555 to 914 and encodes 119 amino acids.